Molecule: messenger RNA, 1522 nt
Organism: Magnolia sinica
Lineage: Eukaryota; Viridiplantae; Streptophyta; Magnoliopsida; Magnoliales; Magnoliaceae
Product: putative E3 ubiquitin-protein ligase LIN-1
Exons: 7
Coding region: 303-575 (90 amino acids)
Molecular function (GO): protein binding
Source: RefSeq, a predicted model, not a curated record
CGCUCUCUCUCUGAAAACCUCUCCCUCCUUCCGUCUCUCUCUCUCUGAAAUCCCUUUUCAUCUCUGUCAUCGCCAUUGGAAGAAUGAUGCAGGGGUGCUGUAGACAAUGUAAACGAUCGUUCACGGCUAGGAUUGACCCUCACCUCGAAGGGUGUGGGGCAUCUUGAUCAGGCGAGGUAUCGGCUGCAGGUCAUCCGUUAGAUGCACUUAAAGAACUUGGAAAGUAUACAAAUAGCAUUUGUAAGCCCUUGAGAAAGCUUAAACGGUGUUCAGUAGUGGUCACAGACACGCUAAAAGCAUGAAUGAACUUGCCAUCAGUCAAUGCAACGGAGCUACGGUCUUGUGCAGAAGCAGUUGAGAUUGAUGCAAGUGCUAAUGGGGAGGUCCUGUCUUUGGUGCAUCUCAAAGGAUGGAUUUUUAGCAGCCAUUCUGAUGGACACAUUAAGGUGACAAGCUUUACAGUGGCUCUCUCGACAAAACAAUUUGAUGGUUUGGAUUGGAGCUAUUGGGCAUUUUUGGUCAUUAUGUUGGCAACAGGAAGGGAGUAUGAGACAAGAAACUACAGUUUUGAGUAAGCGAACCAAGCUAUGUCGGAACAGCUUGCAACGGUAGGUUUCUACUCAAGUCUUUCUUUGAUUUUUGACAUUCGACAUUCAUUUUUUGUGCUCUGUUAGAUUCUGGUAGUACUACUUUUCUUGCAGAGAAGUUUCUGCAAGCAUCACCCUAAGCCAGCCUAGAAAAAGUGCUAGGGUUUUCUGAGAUGGAUUUUGUAACAUCUGCCAAUUCCAAAUCCUGUGGAAAAAUGCUGCUCUGGAAAAUGUUCAUUGAGUGGAAAUUCAUUAUGUUGGUGACUGAUUAGCUUCUUAGUGUUGGAGUGGUAUCUAUGGUUUUUUCUUUUUUCCCUUCCUUUUCUACAAAGGAAAAAGAAGCCAGCACUGGAAAUGAAUAGAGCAGGUCCUGAGAAUUAUGGUGUCCCUGAUUUAAGUAGAGGCAAUUUUGUUCUCUUUUUUGCUAAAAGAAGGCCUAGAUUUUUAUUUUUAUUUUUUGUCUUUCUUUGCAAAGGCCUAGAAAUCUUAGCAUUAUGUUGUUAUUUGAUGAAAGAAGGCUUGGUAUUAGUUCCAUCUAUGUGAAUGGGGCUGUUGACCUCAGUUGCGCGCAAAGGAAGAGGAAGUUUAUUUGUGGGAGCUGGAAAGCAGCAAUCUUAAAAGUUCAGGAAAUUGAAUGCUUAAGAAGUGUGUACUUAGAAAUAAUUGUCCACCUUCCAGUAGAUUUACCUUUAAAGAUGUCCUUUACUUCGACGUAACUGAUUAUAAUCACUGAGUUAAUGUAAGAUGUAUGAAAAGUUGUUUCAACUGAAAAUCAUAUACUCUUGCUGCUCAUUGCGGUGAAGCUAUAUUUAGUUAAAACUUGUUCAAUAAAUCCAUUGAAACAAAGAACUAGAAAAGAAACAUGUCUAGAUUGACCCAAGCUCUCAAAAUAACCUCAUCUUUAUGUCUUGGAGUUCCACUUUGAUUCAAAAACC